Messenger RNA from Adineta ricciae, 951 nucleotides. The record is from the annotation of a GenBank genome assembly. Lineage: Eukaryota; Metazoa; Rotifera; Eurotatoria; Adinetida; Adinetidae.
AUGUCCACAUCAGGUGAUCACAAAUUUGAUGUUUGCGUUGUCGGCAGUUGUAAUGUUGAUUUAAUCAGUUAUGUGAAUCGUACACCGAAAAUUGGUGAGACAAUUGAAGGAAAUAAAUUUGAGAAAGGUUUUGGCGGCAAAGGUGCCAAUCAAUGUGUGCAAGCAGCGAAACUAGAUGGUAAAGUUGCCAUGAUUGGCAAGCUUGGUGAUGAUGUAUUCGGGCAAGAUUAUCUGGAGAAUUUGAAAAAAUUAGGAGUCAACACAGAUCAUGUCCUGGUGACGAAGGAGGCAGCAACUGGUGUUGCUCCAAUUAUUGUUGAUAAAGAAGGUCGAAAUUCGAUCAUUGUCAUUCUCGGUGCUAAUUUGUUAUUGAAUGAAGAUGAUAUUCAAAAAGCGGAAGAUGUUAUUCGUCAAUCGAAAGUUGUCGUUUGUCAAUUAGAAAUUCGGCAAGAAACUGUAGCGAAAACAUUCGAAAUUGCACGAAAACAUUCCGUUUUAACAAUUCUAAAUCCAGCACCAAUGUCGGAGAAGCUCGAUCGUAAUUUACUUAGAAUGGCUGACGUCAUUUGUCCCAAUCAAACCGAAGCAGAACUUUUGUGCGAUCGAUCGGUGGAGACCAUUGAAGAUGCUAAAGAUGCUUGUAGAAAGCUAUUGGAAUUAGGCAGUCGAAUCGCAAUUAUUACUAUGGGCGAACAAGGUGCUGUAAUCUUAGAUGAAAGUGGUCAAUGUGAACAUGUGAAGAUUGAGAAAUGUUCAUCGGUAUGCGAUUCAACAGGUGCUGGUGAUUCGUUUGUUGGAACUUUAGCUUUACUGAUGGCAAGUGAGAAGAAACUAGCAUUGAAAGAACAAGUUAAACGUGCAUGUCGUGUUGCAAGUCAAUCCGUUGAGAAGAAAGGAACACAAACAAGUUAUCCUUUAAAAGAUGAACUUCGAUUUAAUCUAUUCGAGUGA